AUGCAAUUGAGACUCUUGAAUCUUUCUUCGAAUGGUGGUUUAUUGUCAAUACCAGAUUCAACUAGUGGUUUGUCGAAUUUGCAAACAUUGAUACUCAAUUAUUGCUCAAAGCUCCAAAAAUUGCCUAGAGAUAUUGGGAAACUCAUCAAUCUUAGGCACUUGGAAAUUUCUGGUUGUGAUAAAUUGGAGUAUGUGCCAUGUGGAUUGGGCGAGCUAAUUAAUCUUCAGACAUUAUCGAAGUACGUGCUGAUGAAGAGAGAGAAAUCUAUCCCAAGGCAUGGUGGUGAGCUAAAAGAAUUGAUGAGGCUGAACAACUUGAGAGGGGAAUUGGAAGUUAUAAAUUUGAGCCAUGAGAAAGAUGUGGUAGCAGGGUAUGGGAGUGCAGAAUUAAAGGAUAAAAAAUAUCUUCGAUCUCUGACAUUGAAGUGGGAUUCUCAUGUUGAAAUUAAUAAUUUAGAAGUCAUUGUUGGUUAUGAAAUGUCAAUGGAAGGCCUUCAGCCACACGAAAAUGUUCUAGAACUGAGGUUAAAAUAUUAUGGGGGUGUCAAGCUCUCCAGCUGGCUCUCAUCACUUACAAACUUGGUCAACUUAACUUUGAAGGAUUGCAAGAAAUGUGAGUAUCUAGUUCCAUUGAAUCAACUCCAUUGUCUCAAGGUUUUGGCACUUCGGAGGUUGGAGUCUUUAGAGUACAUAUCCAACAAUAAUUGCAAUGAAGACUUAUCUGGGUCAACAAAAUCAUUACUGCCAUCUCUACAGAAACUUGAGUUGAUUGAGUUGCCUAAUCUAAAGAGAUGGUGGAGAGACAUUGUAAUUAGUGGUGAAGAAGAAGACAAACACAUGUCCUUGCCUUGCUUCCCUUCUCUUUCUGAAUUAUAUAUAACUAAUUGUCUUAAGCUGACUUGCAUGCCACUUUACCCACAUUUGGAACAUCUGACUUUGACGAACAACAGCUUGAAGCCAUUGGAAGAGACAUUAAGAAUGAAGAUGAGCAGUAGCGCUACAUCUUCUUUCUCUCCUCUCUCCAAAUUGAAAACACUACGUCUAACUAACAUUGAGGGUCUAGAAUGUCUUCCGGAAUGGUUCGAGAGCCUUACUUCUCUCAAUCACUUGUGUAUUAAGAGGUGCCCUAAAUUGAAGGAUAUGUGUCCAGGGAUUCUACGUCUCUCGUCACUUCGAAAUCUGUGGAUUUCAAAUUGCGAGGGGUUAGCAGACAUGCUUAAUGGUGAUGAUGCCAUUAUGUGGAAAGCCCUAAAUGGAAGACUCCACUCGCUACUACUAUGGUCGUUGCCAAAUAUAGUGACUGUUCUUCCUAAGAGUAUCAAACAUCUUACAAGUCUGCAACGUCUUGAAGUUUGUUUCUCUCAAGGUUUGACAACAAUUCCAGAGUGGAUCGACAACCUCAAAUCGCUUAAGCAACUUGAGUUUGAUGAUUGCCCCAAUCUGACAUCAUUCCCUGAAGGAAUUCGAAGCCUCACCACUUUAAACUCACUGUCCAUUAUCAGAUGUCCCACGUUAUUGAAGAGAUGCAAAAGGGAAGUAGGUGAAGAUUGGGAUAAGAUUUCUCAUAUACAAAACUUGGACUUGUAUCCAAAUCCCAAUGAAGAAGAAAAUGAGAAUGCAUCGGAAGAGGCGGGCGAGAGAAAGGGAUGCAACCUCUUCUUGAACAAGUUUAGGGUUACUUUGGAGAGGAUGCAUGACCAUGAGGGCUAUAGAAGCAAUGAGAUGAUCCAAAGAAAAAUAUGAAGCUAUUAUGGCUAUUAUCAUUUCCAUUUAGGAGGUUUAAUUCUUGUUCUAGCUCAGAAGUCUUGCUCUCACUUACUGACUUAAAUCUGACUCUUGUUUUAACAUAAAACUAGCUUUUUUCUCAUUCUCCUUUCCAAGUUUUGUCAGAGAUACAAAGCUUGUAGGGCUACAGUGUUGCACAUUUAAAUGACUUCACACUUCGAAAUCUGUGGAUUUCAAAUUGCGAGGGGUUAGCAGACUUGCUUAAUGGUGAUGACGGCAUUAUGUGGAAAGCCCUAAAUGGAAGACUCUACUCGCUGUCAUUAAGAGAGUUGCCAAAUAUAGUGACUGUUCUUCCUAAGGGUAUUCGACAUCUUACAAGUCUGCAACGUCUUCAUGUUUUUUCCUCUCAAAGUCUAACAACAAUUCCAGAGUGGAUCCACAACCUCAAAUCACUUAAGAUACUUGAGUUUGAUAGAUGCCCCAAUCUGACAUCAUUCCCUGAAGAAAUUCGAAGCCUCACCACUUUGAACGAGCUCACUAUUGAAUUUUGUCCCAUGUUAUUGAAGAGAUGCAAAAGGGAAAUAGGUGAAGAUUGGGAUAAGAUUUCUCAUAUACAACACUUAACGUGUAUUCCAGACCCCAACUAAACGAAGAAGAAAAUGAGAGACAACGUUAAGCUGUUUCUAGUUCUAUUGGUAGCAGAAAUGUCUAAAAAAGUCGCAGUUAGUCCAAUAAUCUGCACUCAUGGUUCACAAUUUUCUAGUUUUUCAGGAAUGCAAGUCAAUUGUGAAUCUGUUAUUUGUUCAUGAUUAUAAUGGUUGUGCUGAUCCUCUUCCUCUGGGGUCUUCUUAUGUGUCUGGGAUGUUGGCAUUGAUUUGGGUGAUUGGGCUUGCUUGGAUCAGAUCUUGGCUUCAAGAAUUUUUAUAUAAGCUUCUUCUAGUCACGUUUAGCUUCUUGAAACUAGACCCCCUGGUGUUUUGAGUCCAAAAAUAGUUCUUGUCUGCAUCAAUUAAGUCAAAUGGAGAUUAAUAAUGGCGUUACUGCAUUGCCAUCAGAGGAUUCUGUAUCAGAAAGGAAGAGGAAAUUGGAGUGCCUAAAGAUACUUGCUAUUUUUCUGCACUAUCCAAUAAGAUUGCAUCUUCUAUUGCCACAAAUUCUAGUAGGAAUUGGCCUCGAGACUUGUAUGAAAAGAUUGCAAGAAGCUUAUGAAGAUAAAAUGAUGGUUGAUGGCAGUUUCAUUCAUAUAUAAAGUAAAUCCAACAACAAAUGAUGCUGUUCUGAAGUUGCCAUAUUACGUAUGAACAGUCUUUUUCAUGUAAAUUUAUGGGGAAUGAGAAUACCAUCAUCCGAUCAACAACUUGGUAAGAGAUGUUCUUAGUACAAAACAAGUUUGGAUAUGCUAUUUACUAACAUGUUUUUCAAGCUAAACCCCUGUAGCAGUAGAUCGCUAGGCAAAUCAUACAAGAUCAGGCCUAACACAAAUAACUCCAUGAUACAACUUUAAUUAAACUUGCCCAAGAGGCAAAUAACUUGAGAGUACAGCAUAAAGAAAUCAGUACUCUUUGUAUUGUAAAAAAUUAAAUCACAUAAUUUUUUUAUAUAUAAUAAUUUCAUAAUAA
This is a messenger RNA of Humulus lupulus (European hop), 3344 nucleotides long. RefSeq names its product putative disease resistance protein RGA1. The coding region runs from base 1 to 1743 and encodes 580 amino acids. NCBI's taxonomy places the organism in Eukaryota, Viridiplantae, Streptophyta, Magnoliopsida, Rosales, Cannabaceae. The record is from RefSeq and is a predicted model, not a curated record. The transcript has 6 exons.